Ilex paraguariensis (yerba mate) is the source of this 1419-nucleotide messenger RNA. The record is from the annotation of a GenBank genome assembly. NCBI's taxonomy places the organism in Eukaryota, Viridiplantae, Streptophyta, Magnoliopsida, Aquifoliales, Aquifoliaceae.
AUGCUCUUCCGACUCAUUCUUCUGUUGCUCCUUUCCGACAUAAUAGCGUCGCGGUCCAUCGUCAAGACUCUCCCGGGCUAUCCCAGUGAUCUCCCGUUUGAACUCGAAACUGGUUACGUUGGUGUAGGAGAAAAGAAUGAUGUGCAGUUAUUCUACUACUUUGUCGAAUCUGAAGGGAGUCCAAAAGAUGAUCCUCUCAUACUUUGGCUCGCCGGCGGUCCUGGUUGUUCUGCUCUUCGUGCCUUCUUCUAUGAAAUCGGGCCAUUUACAUUUAACUAUGAAGAGUCCAUUGGAAAGACACCAACAUUGGAGUUGAACCCUUAUUCCUGGACAAAGGUUGCCAGCAUCAUUUACAUUGAUCAGCCGGUUGGAACUGGAUUCUCUUAUGCAAAUACUUCAGAAUCUUACAUCAGUAGCGAUACAAUAUCAGCAACACAGACAUAUGAAUUUCUUAGAAAGUGGCUUGUGGAUCACCCCGAGUAUCUAAACAAUCCACUAUACAUUUGUGGUGUUUCCUACAUUGGCAUGGUUAUUCCAAUCAUUGUUCAGGAGAUAUACAACGGUAAUGAGGCUGGAAAUGAGCCACAAAUGAAUAUUAAGGGAUACAUGCUUGGCAAUCCUCUUACAGAUAAAAAUAGAGACAUUAAUUCAAGAAUCAAAUAUGCCCAUCGCGUGGCACUUCUCUCUGAUAAUCUCUACAAGUCAACCAAGGCAAAUUGCAAGGGCGAAUACAUAGAUGUGGAUCCAAGCAAUGGAUUAUGUUCAAGCAAUCUACAAUUAGUAGACAAGUGCCUCGACAAAAUAAAUUUGCCACAAAUUUUGGAACCGUUGUGUUCUACAAUGAACGUAAAAUCUAACUUGCUGAGAUGGGAUAGAAACUCUGCUGAAGAAAAUUCCAUGGAUCUUCUCGGGCCACUACAACAAGUUCCAGGACCAUGGUGUCGGGGCUACAACUACAUUUUUGCCACCAAGUGGGCUAAUGAUAGAGAUGUCCAAAAAGCUCUUAACAUCCGCGAGGGGAUAAAAACAGAGUGGCUUCAAUGCAAUACGAGUAUAGAAUACUCAUUUGGUGUAAGUGCAACCGUCGCUUACACAUUCAACGUCCCUAGUACUGUUGGCUAUCAUCGAAAUCUCACGCACAAAAAUUGUCGAGCUUUAAUUUUCAGUGGUGAUCUUGACAUGAGGGUUCCACACCUGAGCACUGAGAAAUGGAUAGAUUCUCUAAACUUGAAUAUUGAAAGUGGUUGGGAACCGUGGUUUGUUGAUGGCCAAAUAGCAGGAUAUACAAUCGCUUAUGCCCGCAAUGACUACUCAUUGACAUAUGCAACAAUGAAGGGAGCGGGCCACACGGUUCCAGAGUACAAACCGAGGGAAUCUCUAGCCAUGGUUGAUCGGUGGUUUGCUUAUUAUCCUCUGUGA